Messenger RNA from Epinephelus moara (kelp grouper), 1761 nucleotides. RefSeq names its product transmembrane protein 183A (gene tmem183a). Gene Ontology annotation, molecular function: protein binding. The coding region runs from base 142 to 1230 and encodes 362 amino acids. Gene Ontology annotation, cellular component: SCF ubiquitin ligase complex. The transcript has 8 exons. Lineage: Eukaryota; Metazoa; Chordata; Actinopteri; Perciformes; Serranidae. Gene Ontology annotation, biological process: regulation of protein stability. The record is from RefSeq and is a predicted model, not a curated record.
AUUCCAUGAUGGCUGAAGAUCCUGGCGGAACAUUUUUCAAUUUCUCUCUCAUUUUUCUUUCUUUCUCUCUACCUCAGCUUGCCAUAGAGACAUGGCAGGACCCACAGGCCAGUUAAGCGUCCGCAGAUUAUCAAGGUUGACAUGCCCAAGAAAGGGAACCGAAAACGGCUGAAAUUUAGGGCCGGGGACGUUUGUUCGGAAUCAGUGACCGUUGCUGAUUAUGCUGAUGCCGACCCAGCCGUUGUGAAGUCAGGGAGGCUGAAAAAGGCUGUUGCAAAUGCAGUUGAAAAAGAAGUAAAAUUACUCUGCGGCCUGGAGGCAUCUCAGGGUGCUGUAGAAGAGGUCCUCUCGUCUUCAGCGAGUGUCACAGCCGACGCGUUGGACAGCAGUGAUGAUGUAGACCCCGAAGAAGAUGGAGAAAACGAAGCUAAAGGGACCCGCAAGAAGAAAAACAAAAGGAGAAAGGAAAGCAGCGAGAGCAGUGAUGGUGGGGAGUAUCCAGUGGAUAUUUGGCUAGUGCUUGCCUCCUAUAUUCGGCCUGAGGAUGUGUGCAGGUUUGCUCUAAUCUGUAAGAAUGCCUGGACGGUCACUUGCACUGCAGCGUUUUGGACCAGGCUCUAUAGAAGGCACUACAAGAUUGACACUGACCUGCCGUUCCGUCUCCAGCCUGACUCUAUUGACAGGAUGUGCUCUCUACGGGCCCGUGUGAUUCGCUCCCUUUUCCAUUUGUAUGAGCCGUUCAGCUUGCGUGUCUCGAAAAUUCCUGCCCUGCCAGAAUCCACGCCCACAACCUUGCUCAAUUCCAAGUGUUUACUCUUCUGGGUCAGAAAGCUGCCAGGGACUCGGCCUGAGGCAUUGUGGGAGUUUAACUUCAAGUUUCUAAAGCAGCAGGGACACAAUAAGAAUGGUUGUGUCAAGUCUUUGCGGAUGCCCACACAAUACAAAGAUGUCCACACGAACCCAGACUCUGACUGCUACAUGCUUCAGGUCACCACCCUCAACUUCAUCUUUACCCCUGUGGUUAUGGGCAUGACACUGUCCCUGUUCACAAUCAACGUUAGCACAGACAUGCGCCACCACCGCGUUCGUCUGGUCUUCCAGGACUCGCCACUCCAGCGGGGCAAGAAGAGAGGGGAUCAGGGCGGGACCCAGGUGGUGUUGGAUCCCGUACACAGUGUAAAGCUCAUGGACUGGUGGCACCCACAGUACCCCUCCUCACCCUACACAUAGGAGACCUGCCCUGCAGAACGACACACCAAGAACCCUGCUGUUAUCUCAUCCCACUCACCAAACAGAAAUAUGAUACUGGAUGAUUCUGCAGAACUCUGGAUUAUGAUCAUUCACAUUUCCUUAGACCCUAUUAGAAGUUAAAGGCAGAAUAAGUAGGAAAAAAACACUGUUUAGGUUUAUAAAGAGUAACCUACAUAUCCUACUCAUUUUGCCUUCAGAGAAGGCCUGAGAUGGGAUGCAAAUUCCAACUGCCAGUGUCAAAUUCAAAUAUGUUGCAUGCCCAUCCACCACAACCUCCACACCCUACUUGUUUUUUAAACAUCAUAGGUCUUCAUGAAUCUAAAUGGUGCACUGCAGAAUUGUCCAAUAUGAACAUUAUUCCUGGGAGACAGGGCUUGUUACGUGUGUUUUGAAAUCUGCCAUGUCCACAUAGGAACAUUGGAGUCCCUCUGCACUUUCAACACUCCUCAGCUCCAGCAGUUCCAUAGUCUUUCUGAAAACAUGAAGAAGUAGGGCCGGGAAACCAGAAAA